Molecule: messenger RNA, 2003 nt
Organism: Drosophila busckii
Lineage: Eukaryota; Metazoa; Arthropoda; Insecta; Diptera; Drosophilidae
Gene: tow
Exons: 5
Coding region: 77-1552 (491 amino acids)
Source: RefSeq, a predicted model, not a curated record
UCAACAACGGCAGGUUCCAGUAGAAGAAGAAGAAGAAGCAGCAGCAGCAGCGGCGCAGCAGCAGCACAGUCGGAAAAUGGGCUGUGGACAGAGUAAAAUACAUUUAUAUCCCAGAAAAUCGAAGAGUAAAGCAAAUGGCAAGAAAGGAGGACAUGCCGACUCGGACGCGGAGACGGACGAGGACGAAGGCCACAUUGAGGAUGCUGAGAAGGCACAGCAACGUGAGCGCGAGAAGCAUGACGAGAGCGAGGAACAAAGCAAUAAGGACAUACAGGACACCGAUGAAGAUGUCGCCGUCUCGCUGCUGCGUGCCAAGAAUCUUUCGCUGCUGCAGAGCCAAGAAAUCUCCUCAAGCCAACAGAACUUCUUUCGCAUGCUCGACAAGAAGAUUGACGAGGGCCCGGACUAUGAUUCGGCAAGCGAAACCGAAAUUGCCUUGGAGGAGGCACGACUGAAUGCGUUAGUGCAGCACUGGGAGUCCGCCAGCAUGACCGCAUCCAUCUGCUCCUCGGCCAGUCGCUCGCUGCAAACAACACCCAUACGCCAGGUGGUCCAAGCGCCGCUCAAGACCAGGAGCGGCCCAGGCAGCCAUCUACUAGCGCCCAGUACAGCCUGCGGCGCAGCGCUGCCCACAACAGAGUAUCUACCUCAGCACGUUAUUGCGGGGCGACAGCAGCAACAACAGCAACAGCAGCAGCAGCAACAGCAACAGCAACAAGCCACAAGUCUCUAUCAGCAGCAGCAGCAGCUUAUACUCACCCAGCUCGAUGCUAAUCUCGUCAAUACGUCCAAUGCCAAUGCUGCUGCGGCAGCGCAGCUAGCACAGCUGCAACAGCAGCAACAACAACAGCUGGUGCUCUAUCAGCAGCAGCAGCAGCAGCAACUACAGCAACAGCAGCUCCAGCAGCAGCAGCAACAACUCGCCGCAUAUGGCGGUCAACUGCUUACGCUGCCCGCCGGCGCCAAACCACAAAGUGUCAGUCCCAAGCGACUGAUCUACGGCGUAGCUGCGGCUCCUUCCGUCUCCCCUGCUCCCGUGCCCGUGCAGUACAUAGCCGCCAAUUCGCCUUUGAUGCAGGCCGGCGUAACGGGCUAUUUAAAUGGUGCCGGCGCCGUUUCUGGACGUGCUCCGCUGCAGCUGUCCUACUACGGCGCACCGAGCACCGCCAACCAAGUGGCGGCGACCUCGGCGUCGUCAACUCUAUCCAUUGCCUCCGAAACUUAUGAAACACAAACCGCUCCACACAGCCAAAGUCAGACGUCAGCACAACUGCCGACUCAGCCUACGGUCGCCUACUACGGCGAGGUCAUGCACGGCGUGCAGGCCGCGCCCGCAACGGAAUACAAGUUUCCGCCGGCCAUUAGCGUGCAGAGAUUGGCGCCUCAGGUGCAGCGGCAGUUGCGCGAGACGCAGGAACUCAUAAAAGACUCGUGCCCGCAGCUGUAUGCGGCGGGCUAUGGCAGCCCAGGACCACCGAUACGCAAUCCCAACAGAAAUCCAACUAGAACUAGACCCACCCUGGAGACGCAGUUCUCGCAGGAACUCUCGUGAUAUCUAUAAAUGUAAACAGCAAGCAAAAAGUAGCAAACACACACACACACACACACACAGAAUUAGUCAACUGCGCCAAAGAGAAAAACCAACACACUACAUAAAAUUAUUAAACAAAACAAAAAAUUAAGGAAAAACAAAAAAAAAUUGAAGAAAAAUUGACAAAAAAAAAAUUGUAAAAGUGCACUAAAUGUUUCAGCCCUUUCCUGGGUGAAAAACGCCCACAAACGACAACUUAUAAACUGCAACAAGAACAACAAAAACAACAACAACUACUAUUACUAAAUGAAAUUAUUAACUAUAACAAGAACAAAUUAACCAAGAGACAGUCUUAGAGCAAAGCAUUGAAUGAUUAGUAUGCGCCAGACAAAUAGUUUUAGGUACGCUUAUUAACAAAGCGCAAACAAUAACAAUCCCAUAAGCAAAUUACAAAAAACAAAUAUAAAUAAAU